Molecule: messenger RNA, 1436 nt
Organism: Theobroma umbraticum
Lineage: Eukaryota; Viridiplantae; Streptophyta; Magnoliopsida; Malvales; Malvaceae
Product: Succinyl-CoA ligase, alpha subunit
Biological process (GO): tricarboxylic acid cycle
Cellular component (GO): mitochondrion; succinate-CoA ligase complex (ADP-forming)
Molecular function (GO): succinate-CoA ligase (ADP-forming) activity; succinate-CoA ligase (GDP-forming) activity
Source: RefSeq, a predicted model, not a curated record
GCUGACCAAAAUGGAGAGAGGGCUUUUCUACGCAAUAUUUUGGUCAGGCAUUCGUGUUUUGCAUUUUGCAGCAAAAGAGGCAAGGGAGAUCCAAUACUGAAUCAACAGCAGCGGCAAUGGCUAGACAAGCCUCACGACUCAUCAAAUCCUUGUCUUCCAAGAUUUCUCCUCACAACCCUCAAAUAUCCCCACUCAGUCCAUUCUCCUCCACUUCCUCUUCUUCUUUGACUCUCUCACGGUCUUUCUCGGCGGCUCCAGCGCCUCAACCUGCGGUGUUCGUGGACAAGAAUACUCGCGUCAUUUGCCAAGGCAUCACUGGAAAGAAUGGAACUUUCCACACCGAGCAAGCCAUUGAAUACGGCACUAAGAUGGUUGGUGGAGUUACACCAAAGAAGGGUGGCACAGAGCACUUAGGACUUCCUGUUUUCAACACAGUUGCCGAAGCAAAGGCUGAAACCAAGGCUAAUGCUUCUGUCAUUUAUGUGCCUCCACCUUUUGCUGCGGCUGCUAUCAUGGAGGCUAUGGAAGCUGAAUUGGAUCUUGUUGUGUGCAUCACGGAAGGAAUUCCUCAACAUGACAUGGUUCGUGUGAAGGCAGCCCUUAAUCAGCAAUCAAAAACCAGGCUGAUUGGUCCAAACUGCCCUGGUAUCAUUAAACCUGGGGAAUGCAAGAUUGGAAUUAUGCCUGGAUAUAUUCACAAACCAGGUCGCAUAGGAAUUGUUUCUCGAUCGGGCACUUUAACAUAUGAAGCAGUUUUCCAAACAACUGCAGUUGGUCUGGGGCAAUCAACCUGUGUAGGAAUUGGUGGGGAUCCUUUUAACGGAACCAACUUCGUUGAUUGUGUGACAAAAUUCCUUGAUGAUCCUCAGACAGAAGGUAUCGUUCUAAUUGGUGAGAUAGGGGGCACUGCAGAAGAAGAUGCUGCUGCACUAAUAAAGGAAAGUGGCACUCAGAAGCCUAUUGUAGCCUUCAUUGCUGGACUUACUGCUCCUCCGGGACGGCGUAUGGGUCAUGCUGGAGCUAUAGUCUCUGGGGGAAAGGGCACGGCGCAGGACAAAAUCAAGACUCUAAGGGAGGCUGGAGUGACGGUUGUUGAAUCACCUGCAAAGAUUGGUGCAGCAAUGCUUAACGUCUUCAAGGAAAGAGGUCUUGUGAGUUAGUUUUUUCUUUCCAAAGAGAAGAGAAAAUUCCUGAAUUAGUUUCAGGUGGACCUGUUUUAUAUAAAAUUUCCAUUGUUUUGUCCCAAAUUGAGGGAAAAUGUUUUACCCUCAUUGAAUGUGCCAUUGUUGCGAAAACCAGUUUUGGCAUAAAAAGAAGAGCUAAACUCUGAUAGUUGCUGGGAAGUUUGAGGGGGAAAUAUUCAUUUCAUCCGUUCCUUUCCUCUGUCUGGUUAACUCUUUUCAUAUCUUGAAUAGAAAGUAGGGUGAAGUUGUUCU